AUGGACCCCUGGGUGGCCAUAAAUAUUUCUGUCAUUAAUGGUCAGAGCAGCGUGACCAGCGAGAUAAACAUCAAACUGGUGGUAGUGUCCAUUGAAGGAAGUGUCCUUCACAAGGCCACCAGGGACGUGCGGCCCUUGGCAUGUGCUGCCCUCUUCAUCCCCACGCCUUGCUGUGCCUGCUACCUCCGGGACGCGGUAGACAAGCACAGGCCCUAUGGACGCUGGGGACGGCGGUUCCUCUUCCUGGCCCUGGCUCUCGUGGUCACUGCAGUCCUGUGGGCCUUCAUCCUGAGCAUCCUACUUUCCAAGGCCUCCACGCAGCAGGGGGAGUUGCUCCGGCGCCAGGACCUGCUGAGAGCAAACGCCUCGGAGCACACGGUGGUGCUGGGCCACUUGAAGGAAGAGUUCCGAGCCUGCAAUAGCUGCUGCCUGGACACGCAGGCGCAGCUGAAGACCGCGCGCGCAGAGCUUGCGGAGGCGCAGGUGAAGCUGAUCCAGCAGCAGAGCGCCCUGAAAGAACUGAGCGAGCGCGUGACCCAGAGCUUGGCUGAAGCCGGGAGAGACCGCGAGAACAUCCGCAGCGAGCUGUUCCGGGAGUUGGAGGCCGUCCGAGCUGGAAACAGUUCCUGUGAGCAGUGCCCCACGUCGUGGCUGCCCUUCCAGGGUUCCUGCUACUUUUUCUCGGUGGUGCGGGCCAGAUGGGAAGAGGCGCAGCUCAAUUGUGCGGGCGCGGGUGCGCACCUGGUGAUUGUCAGGAACCUGGAGGAGCAGGGCUUCCUGAGUCGGAAUACAAGAGGCCGCGGUUACUGGCUGGGCCUCAGGGCCGUGCGCCACGCGAGCAAGGUCCAGAGCUAUCAGUGGAUAGACGGAGUCUCGCUCAGCUUCAGCCACUGGAACCGGGGUGAGCCCAAUGACUCCCUGGGGCGCGAGGACUGCGUCAUGAUGCAGCGUACCGGGCUAUGGAACGACGCUCCUUGCGACAGUGAGAAGGACAGCUGGAUCUGCGAGAAGAGGCUCAGCUGCUGAGCCCACCCAAUCCCCUGAGCCAGACCACCUGCCGCCUGAGCCAGGCCACCAGCUGCCCGUGUCGUCCCUCAGCUGCUGGCCCUCCUGGUUCUUCCCACCACCGUCUGGUGUGUGUGUCUUUUCUUCUCCCGCCCACCGCUAUUGAGGAGAAACAGCCCCACUCAGCCGGGUCCAGUGUCUGCGAUCUGGGACCUCCGCUCCAACCUCUUCCCCUCGGACCUAGCGUAACCUCCACCUCUUCCAAAACCCUGGCUCCUGGGCCCUUUGAUCUGGCCCCACGUCCCUCCCCAGCCGAGGUCAGAUGGCUCAGAGAUGGAGCUGUUUGGUCUUCCUGCCUUCUUCCCUGGCUGGGAGGCCUCAAGGAGAGGGGUUUUGUGUCUGUCCUCGAAGCCCUAGGGAGCAUGGGGACACGUUUGAGAUAUGAACCUUGGCUCCCAGCUGUGGGAACCUUCUGAGCUUUAUCCCAAAGACCAUGACAUGAUCCCUGCGAGUGACCCCGACCUCUCUGAGUGUCCUCAUGGUUCUAUGAUGCCCUGAACCCGAGUGACUGGCCUGCUCUGGGCCAGGAGGGCUGUGCAGACACUGGGGACACACGAGUGAGGCAGGCCCAGUCCUGGCUCCCACCUGCGCCUGACUGUCGCACUCUGGUCCAGCUUGGCACAGGACUGCUGUGACCCGUGAGAGACUCAGUGGAGGAAUCCAGGAGUGAGUGAUGCAGGACGGGCCUGAGGGAGCCAACUGUGUCCUCGGGGAGAGAGAUUGUGCUGAGAUACCAAAGGGGGUGGCCCCUUCUCUGGAAGACACUGUCACUGCCUUGUGGCAACAUCAGGCGGCCUGAGACAAGGCCCUGAGGCUGGUGUGAGAGGGGCUGCUGGGAUCUGAGCAGCAGGGGCCUUGUGUCUCAGGCACUUAGGUUCUGUGACCCCUGGGUGGGACAAUGGGGAAAUACGUCCAGAGAAGAUGAGCUUUCGAGGACCAAUGGGAUUUCAGCACGUGGAGGGUGGCGGAAGGCAGGAAGUGGGGCGGAGCCCCACAGGCAGGUACAGGGGCCACAAAGCCUGGCUUUAUCCACUGGGGGUUUUGAUCUGAAUUCACCCUUCUCCCCAGGUUUCCUGCCCCUGUCCUGGGCCCUGGGGGCUGUCCUGAAAUUUCCAGGGGAGUCAGGUCUAACUAAGGGGUGAGAACUGAGUGCAAAACCAAAGCUGCUGGUGGCCCCUGGGGUGCCCAGGCCCGAGAGCACUGACUGAGCAGGAGGAAGAAAGGACACCGCCGACACACCUUGCACAGGUGACGCCGCUCAGUGCUGUCAGCAGCCAGCCCUCCCGCCCUUCUCUGUGCCCUUUCCACGUGUGGCUCAGAGCAAGGCCCUGGCCCGGCCCGGGAGCUGUCUGACCCCUGGACACAGAGCACACCCAGUGAACUGUCAGCCAGACUGGCAGCUUCCCAGAGGGUCAGCUUGCAGGAGUGCACGGGUCCAUUAGGGUCGCUGUAACAUGAGCACCGCUGGAUGGCUUAGGACAGCACACGUCCUGUGGCUUAGGGCCUGGUCAGGGGUCUCAGUUGGUUGGAGCGUCAUCCCGUAUUUCUCAAAGUCCUGGGUUCGACCCCCCGGUCAGGACACCUACCUG
Phyllostomus hastatus (greater spear-nosed bat) is the source of this 2654-nucleotide messenger RNA. RefSeq names its product C-type lectin domain family 4 member G-like. The record is from RefSeq and is a predicted model, not a curated record. Lineage: Eukaryota; Metazoa; Chordata; Mammalia; Chiroptera; Phyllostomidae.